AAGGACACCCCCCCCCCCUAAAGCCCAACAUGCAUUGGCGAGUGCUCUUUUAGUAUAAUUGUCCACGAAAUUGAAGUACAGUUUGACUUGACCGUUAGACAAAGAGCCGUUUUUGAGUGUCUCCGAGCACCACAUGCACAAGAUUUUCUUCUUGCUAUACCUAUAGAUGGGUUAGGCCAGCAUAUGUCGCCGGUGGAGUACCGUACUAUCCUUAAGUAUCGCCUCAUGAUUCCUUUAUUCCCAGUUGAUGAGGUAUGCCUGGUUUGUUAUAAGGCGUGUUUGGAUUCUUUUGGUGAGCAUGCAGUUCAUUGUAGAGAGGUCCCGGGGUUCAAAUACCGACAUGAUUUGGUUAGGGAUGUCCUUUUUGACAUAUUCAGGUGCGCUGGCAUUUCUGCUAAGAAAGAGGCACCCGUUAAUUUCUUAACAGACCCGUUGGAAGGGAGAUCAACCCUUCGACCAGCUGACAUUCUGGUCUUUGGAUGGGUAGGAGGAAAACACGCAUGUGUGGAUCUAACAGGGGUUUCCCCGCUUGUGGGCUUAGGGAGUAGGGCUUUCACAGUGGGUCAGGCUGCUUUAAAAGCUGCUCCGGGUAAAGUGAUCAAGCAUGAGAAAGCGUGCCUUGACAACCAGCACGUGUUUAUCCCAUUGGCUUUUGAUGCUUUUGGUGAGUUAAGUGCUGGUAUAUGUGACCUUUUCACUCCUUUUGUGUUUGUGAAUGCAUCUAGUAUUUCAUUUGCUAUUAUUUGCAAAUUCACGCUCCUCUGGACUUCAGAUUUAUAUUGA
Helianthus annuus (common sunflower) is the source of this 783-nucleotide messenger RNA. RefSeq lists its product as uncharacterized. The record is from RefSeq and is a predicted model, not a curated record. The transcript is spliced from 2 exons. Bases 184 to 783 code for a protein of 199 amino acids. Lineage: Eukaryota; Viridiplantae; Streptophyta; Magnoliopsida; Asterales; Asteraceae.